Messenger RNA from Beauveria bassiana ARSEF 2860, 861 nucleotides. Its product is annotated as short-chain dehydrogenase. The record is from RefSeq and is a predicted model, not a curated record. Bases 1 to 861 code for a protein of 286 amino acids. NCBI's taxonomy places the organism in Eukaryota, Fungi, Ascomycota, Sordariomycetes, Hypocreales, Cordycipitaceae. The transcript is spliced from 3 exons.
AUGGCCGACAUCAUCUCUUCAAAAAUGGCGGACAAACCCGAGCUCCAGCAAGAUCUAGCCGGCAAAGUCGCACUGGUAACUGGAGCGUCUCGGGGAAUCGGCCGGGCGAUAGCCUUGCAACUAGCAAGCCGGGGAGCCUCCGUCCUCGGUACCUGCUCUUCAACAGCAUCGGUACACCACAUCGAGUCUAUCGCUCAAGAGGUUCAGGAGCUGUACAAAUCGAGUGGACAUUGUGCGCCAGUGAUUGUUGGAAUCGCGGCCAACGUUCUUGCGCAAGAGUCUCCGCUGCUGAUUGCAGAGACAAUAGAAAACACUUUCGACAGCAAGCUCGACAUUGUCAUCAACAACGCGGCGUACUACGAGUUCCGACAGAUGGGAGAGCUUGAUGCGGAUUAUGUUGACAAGUUGUUGUUGGGCAAUGUUCAUAAUCUGAUCAUGUUGAUGGAAACAUGCUUCAAGAAAGGGCUCAUUCAGCCCAACUCGAGGAUUGUGAAUGUAUCAAGCGAUACCACGAGGACAAGCCUACCCUUUCCUGAAAUGUUCGUCUUUACCUGCACAAAGGCCGCAAUGGAAUCAUUGACGCGUUCUUGGUCCGACAUUCUGAGCCGUCAUGAAACGACCUUGGGCACAACAGUCAACACGCUCGCAGUUGGCCCUACUGCCACAGAUGCGCUACUAAACGCCCCUGUCCAUCUCCAGACCCGUGCGGCCGAGGUGCUUCGGUCGGGUACAUCGGUAGCUGGUGGAGUUGGACAUCCACAGGACAUUGCGGAUAUUGUUGGUCUGCUUGUGAGCGAAAAGUCUAGGUGGAUCAACGGCAGCGUUGUUUGCGCAACUGGGGGGCUUACAAAAAUACUGUAA